UCCAACACAAACACACAACUCUUUUUCAUACUUUCUUUCAAACACUCAUUUCAUUUCGAGUUUUUAAUAACAACAUUUUAUUUACUUAUUAUUUUCAUAUCCCUAAACACCAUCUUCACUCACAAAUCCAGCCACUCUAUGUGAUUUUUUAAAACCUUUUUCAAUUGUUCAUAUAUGUUUUUUGGUCAACCAUGAACCUAAAGAAACUUGUUGCAAUCUCAGAUCACUUUCCAAAUAGUGCAUCUCCAAGAAAGAAGCUUAUUUCUGGAUUUGGGUUAGGGUUUGUUUCAAUUUUUAUUUUGUUAUUUAUAUUAUUUUCCACUUUUUCUUUCAAGAAUCCCAAUUCAGAUAAGCUUUUCUUCCAAGGGUUUAAUACCAGCAAUGAUAGAAUUUUUAUAAAAAAUUCUACCCAAUUUGAACAAAACCCUAAACCUAUGGUUGGUGAAAAUAGGGCUGAAUCUAAUGAUUCUAAUGGUUCUAAUCUUGAUAUUAGAUUAAGAUUAUUGGGUAUUGAUGGAAAAGGGAAUACCCAUUUAGGGAAUGUCACUAACAAUGUGAAAAAUGGAAGCUUUGAUGAAAUUACUACUAAAGUUGUUGACUUUAAGAAUACCCAUGUGGUAAAACUUAAAGAUGAUGUGAAAAAUGGGACUUUUGGUGCAAUUAGUAUGAACCCAAUUGAAGGGAAAGUGAAAGUUUUUCAAGAUUUUGGUAAUGGGAGUGUUAAAUCAGAUGGUUUAGAUCAAGAUGGUGGUAAGGUUUCAAGAUCUUUUGAAGAUUGUGAUAUCUUUGAUGGAAGAUGGGUGAGAGAUGAUUCACAACCAUAUUAUCCAGCUGGUUCAUGCCCUUAUGUAGACAGAGAUUUUAAUUGCUAUCUUAAUAGGAGACCAGAUGAUGAGUUUGUCAAAUGGAGGUGGCAGCCAUUUGGAUGUGAAAUCCCAAGUUUAAAUGCAACCGAUUUUUUGGAAAGACUCAGAGGUAAGAAAAUGGUUUUCGUCGGGGACUCCUUGAAUAGGAACAUGUGGGAAUCACUUGUUUGCAUACUCCGACAUUCUCUCAACAACAAGAAAGCGGUGUAUGAAAUAUCAGGAAGAAAAGAAUUCAAGAAAAAGGGAUUUUAUGCCUUUAGAUUUGAGGACUAUAAUUGUACGGUGGAUUUUGUGUGCUCUCCAUUUCUAGUGAGGGAAUGGUCUUUCAAAGGUAAAAACGGUUCCUUUGAGACGCUACGAUUAGAUUUGAUGGAUCGCACGACUUCCAUGUAUCAAGAUGCUGAUAUUUUGAUCUUCAACACGGGACAUUGGUGGACACACGAGAAAACUUCCCGAGGGGAAGAUUAUUACCAGGAAGGUAACCAUGUUUACCCGAGACUCAAGGCUCUUGACGCAUACACAAGGGCUCUUUCCACAUGGGCCAAAUGGGUAGAUAAGAACAUUGACACGCGGAAAACUCAAGUUAUCUUUAGAGGCUAUUCACUCACUCAUUUUAGGGGAGGUCAGUGGAAUUCAGGAGGGCAGUGUCACAAAGAAACCGAACCGAUCUUCAAUACAAGUCAUUUGACCAGUUACCCAUCAAAGAUGCGAGCUUUUGACAACGUGUUGCGCGUGAUUAAAACUCCUGUGAUAUAUCUCAACAUUAGCAGACUAACGGAUUACAGGAAAGACGGUCACCCGUCGAUAUACAGAACGGUUUACAAAAGCUUGUCACCCGAGCAACGAAUCGCUGCACAAGAUUGCAGCCAUUGGUGUUUGCCUGGUGUACCGGACACUUGGAAUGAGUUGUUAUAUGCGUCUCUGUUGAAAGUCGGAAGAGGAUCUUGGAAAAGAUGAAAUAUAGUGCGAAUAUAGUAGAAAGUUUAGGGCUUUUUCGUUUGCAAGGUUGAGAGAAUUAGGAGCUUCAGUUCAUGUUGGGUUUGUUAACAUGUUAGGGGUAGCUUGUAUGGUAGGUGGCUUUUAGUGUGAUAAUAGGCUCAAAGGGAGUUUGAAUCUUCAUCUUUUUUUUUUUAAUCUUGAAAAUAGAUGCUGCAUUUGAUCUUUUA
Messenger RNA from Helianthus annuus (common sunflower), 2032 nucleotides. RefSeq names its product protein trichome birefringence-like 2. Gene Ontology annotation, cellular component: Golgi apparatus. Gene Ontology annotation, molecular function: O-acetyltransferase activity. The transcript has 5 exons. The coding region runs from base 192 to 1823 and encodes 543 amino acids. NCBI's taxonomy places the organism in Eukaryota, Viridiplantae, Streptophyta, Magnoliopsida, Asterales, Asteraceae. The record is from RefSeq and is a predicted model, not a curated record.